UAAUUUGUGAAGGGUAUUAAGCUACAUCUCUGUUGGUUUUUAAACCUAUUUGAGUAGUUGUGACUCCCCAAAGGUCCCCUCAUUUCCGCAACUCGGCGAUCACAAUUUUAUUUGGAUUUCUCAGAGCUCUUUACCACCGUGCCCACCUACAUAAAUGUGUCCACAUUGUAUAUCUGAACGGUAAAUGUUCAAAAAGAGUGCAUAUGUAAAUAUGUUUAAACAAAUCGUUGCAGCCGCUAAAAAGAUAUUUACAAAAGACGAAAAAAGAAGAAUUAAAUAAAAUGUUCAGAGUCAAAUUCUUACCACUAGUAGUUAUGCAGAUCUGGCGCGUGUGCCUCUUAGUAACGGUAAAUCUAAUGAUCAUUCAAAAGAAAAAAAAAACUUUAGUAAAAGGAAAACAGAGAGUGAGAAAAUGACUACGAGAGAUGUCCAAUAGAAGAUCGCAUUCAACACUCUGGGGAGCGUUAGAUUUUCACGAUUUUCACGAUCUUCCGCUUUUCCGCUUAAUUUUUGACUUUUCACGAGUUUUCCGAGAACUUUUCGCAACACUAACAUUCAGUUCUACGACGGACGUUCGAGAGUUCGCAACGAUUUUCCUAACUUACCGAGCCGCUACAACACCGUUACGAGCGAACGUGCAAAUACCACUGUCCACUAUUGGUGCGAAAGGGAUGAAUAGAGACAGUUAUUUUUGAAUUUUAGGCAGAAUGAGCACUAUGAAAUAUGUAGAUUUUUUCAAAGUAAAAGCUGCAGCGGAAUACAACCAGUGAAUUAGCACAAGUUAAUGCGGAACCAUAAAUCCGAAAUUUUGACGGCAUAUUGCUAAUAAAAUAUUUUGUGUUGCUGCCGUCACCAUCACCAGCCGCCAUAACAUCAGCAACAACAUCAGCAUCAUCCUUAGCGCAUCAUCAGCGCCCCCCGCACAAACGUUAUAAAUUGAAAAUUUUCUAUUCCACGACGAUUUCCCCCCUAAAUGCAUCAUCUGUAUCCGUCGUUAAAAGGUGACCAAUUAUGCCCGCUGGGGUUCCAUCCCCAGACCCGCUAUCCGACACGCUGCAAACGUUGCUUUCGUGACUACAAAGAGCAUGGCGGACGGCGGGGUAUUGAAGAUGUGGCCGUCUCAUCGCCAAACUUAACGGACGGCGGCAAUUCCAGACCAUCGUCACGCACAUGGACCUCAACACAGAAUCUGUCGAGUUUUAAUGGCACGGGGAGCAGCAAUGAUAUCGAACUAAAACGACGUCCACAAUCAUGGGCCUCCACACCGGACAUCGACGAAGCGGACGAACAGGCGACAAAGACCAAAUCGCGUCCCAUUGGUCGUACGCAGGAGAACGAUGUGGACGUGACAUUGAAGCUACCCGUGCCGCCACGUCGGCAUACGACGGCGUUGGAUAUAAAGGAGGUGGACGAUUCCACAUCGAAGACAGCAUCCUCAUCGUCUACAUCAUCACCCUCGCGUUCUAGUAUUCCGGAGGAUCUAAUUAUCCUCUCCACAGAUAGCCUCGCCGAACGGGUACGUAAAAUGAAUUUGUUGAAGAAGCAGCGCCAAAGCUCCCGAGAAUCCAGUCGAGAACGUUCCAUACCUAAGAAGAGCGAUGAAAGUGAUAACAAUUCAUCCAGCGAUACUGAGAGCAAAGCGCAACCUGAUCGACCAGAGCGCAGCAAAUCCACCACAUCCAUGGCAGAAGCUGCCGUCAAACGCAAUUCGCUGCCCCCGAAGAAGGUUACAACCUCCAGCACAGCCUCCACAACUUCAUCCUUUCCCACAACAACUUCCACAGCAAGCGCCGGUAUCACACCGAAAGCAGUUAGUACAGCGUCGUCGACAACAAAUGGCGCGCGUAUGAAUUCCAUAAGCUCAACAGCUAAGUCGUCUGCAAGCACUUCCACAACGUCCGCAUCGAGGCAGCAAAAGGAAGAAGCAAGACGGUUGAAAUCUGCCGAAGAUGUGGAGUUUAUGCUGAAAAUUAAAGAUACCAAGUAUGCGCAUAAAAGACAAACGCACGAUAAUAGUUCCCUUACGACGGAAACGACAGAAACCACUUUGGUGGGUCCGAACGAUAGAGAGCUGCAUGAUGAGCUGAAGCGGUUGCGCACCGACUACGAAGCGAUGAAAUUACGUGCAGAGCGCGCCGAACGCGAAAAAAGUGAUAUUUUGUUGCGUCGGCUCGCCUCAAUGGACACCGCGUCGAAUCGGACCGCAGCCUCUGAGGCUUUAGUGUUGCAGCAAAAGGUAAACGAUAUGAAAGACCAAUUGGAAAAAGUAAACGAAGAGAAACGUAAGCUGAAUAUACGCAUGAAAGAGAUAGAAAAUAAUCCGAAAGGUAGCGAGUAUGAGCUAAAACGUAAACUACAGGCGGCCGAGCAGCUCUGCGAAGAGCUGAUGGAGGAGAAUCAGGAUGCAAAGAAGGAGAUCAUCAAUUUGCAGGCUGAAAUGGAUGAGUUGCAAGACACCUAUCGCGAUGAUGAGGUGAAAGCGAAAACAAAUCUGCAAAAGGAUCUAGAAAAGAUGACGAAAAACUGUCGCAUACUUAAUUUCAAGCUUAAAAAAUAUGAACGUAAGGUUGAGAUUAUGGAACAGGAGAAACAAAACAACUACAAUACAGAUUUGUUGACCAAGGUCAAUAAGCUUGAGGAAGAGCUUCGUUUUGCAAACGAAUUAACACGUAAAUUACAAGUUGAAGCUGAGGAGCUGCGCAAUCCGGGCAAAAGAAAGACGCCUAUGUUGGGCAUUAUUGGCAAGUCCACAUCUGCGGACGCAAAUCCACAGCCACCACUACAAUUAUUGCGCGACUUGCAAGACUCUGUGGAACGUGAAUCGGAUUUGAAGGACCAGCUGAAGUUUGCCGAGGAAGAGCGUCAAAAGUUGCAUCUGGUCAACGUUGGUACUCAAACGUUGGAAAUCCCUGAGAUUUUGUGUUUUCCGCGUGGCACACAAACGCGCCGAUUGUCUUAUGCGGAUGCUAACGUUGAAACACAUCCGUGCUUACUAACGACACGUGAAAACUUUACACAAAUGGCCCAAACGCAAAAUGUCGAAGUCGAUACACAAACACAAAGCAUUGGAACACGAGCAGUUUCCAUAGAAACUGUAAAUAAUAUUUGCGAUGCUUCGACUGAAACGGAUCCUAUUGAUGUUUUUGACGUCAGCACUGAAACUGAGAGUAGAAAAUCUUCGAUUGAUGCUCGCAUUGCAGUAGAAAACCAAAAAUCUUUUUGUGACCGUGAAUGUUCACCAUUUGCAAUGGUGUUUGCCGCAGUGGCGCCUAGGGCAACACCUGCAUUACUCUUUCCAACCGCAAUGUCGCAAGCGCUUAUGUUGGGCGCUAGUGCAGCUACACGCAAACUGAGCCCGAUACCACAUCGUCUGAUGCCUGAAUCGGCAGCUGAAAGGGACGAAGGUAUAUCCGAUGAGGAUGAUCCCGCCGAGUUACGCAUACUUUUGGAACUAAACGAACAAGAGGCGGCUAUACUGCGUCAGCGUGUUGAUGAUUUGGAGAAAGAAAAUCGUGAAACUAAAAGGCAUGUCAGAGAGCUGCAGGAGAAAGUUUAUCAGGUAGAGUCGGGAGACAAGAAAUCGUCUUUGCUCUCUUUCAACUCAACGCCGGCAAAUGCCGCAGAUAAGAAACUAAAAGCACUCACUGAGGAGCUAAUGCAGUUACGGAAAUCCUUAUCCGAUAAAGAUCGCACAAUCGAACGCUUGCAGUCGGAGAUUGCGGCUAAAACGGGCUCCGCGCUACCACAAGAUGUCAAUAUAGAUGCGAAGCGACAAUUGAUAUUGGUCGAACAAGAGGCGUCGGUGUUGCGCACGAAAAUCUCUACUUUGGAAAGCGAAAAUGAGAAGUUGCUGAAGGAUAAUAAACGCAUGCAAUUGCAGGCGUUACGCAAGAGUACGUCACUGGAUAAAAAUGGCGCGAAUGGGGAGGAGCUUCCGAAAUUGAAGGAAUCGCUUGAAAAAAUGGAGCGUGAACGCAAUGAGUUGGAUAGCAAAUUGAAAUGCCUAUUGCAGGAAGCUGAAGAGAAACUGCCCGUUCGCACGCCUAAACGUGUAACAGAUCUGACGCCAAAGAAUCAUUUAAAGAAAUGGAUCGAAGAGCUGGAGGAUGAGAUACGCGAAAUGCGUGUGAUAGUAUUGAAUAGUGGCGGUGAUAAAGUUAAAACGCUUGAGACUGAAAAGGCGACUCUGGAGGAGCAGUUGCAGAAAGCCAAACAGCGUUUAUCUGUAGCUGAGGGUGAUAUUGAUCGCUUAAAAACACUGACAAGUUCCUCACCGAAACUUAGUGAACUGGAGCAGAAAUUAAAGAAGUCUGACGAUGAAGCUAAAAAACACAGUUCUAAAGUCAAGGAGCUGGAAGAUAAGAUCAAAAAACAAGAUAGCCAGAUUAAGAAGGUUGAAGCAGCAAAAGCCGCGCUGGAAACACAGACAAAGCUUGACAAAGAAAAGCUAAAUACGCUGGAAAAGGAUUACGAAAAGGAGCGCAAAGAGCGCGACAAACUCGAGUCUAAACUUGCACAAUUGGAUGCCGAUCUUGCCAGUGCCAAGAAGUCAGCGGAAAAAACAAAAAUAACCCUUGAGAAGGAAGUAAAGGAACUCAAAGCUAAAUCUUCAAAAUCUGAUUCGAAACAAGUGCAAGAGCUUAAAAAGCAAAUUGAAGAACUGCAGAAACAAGUAGCUGAUGAAAAUAAACGUUACAAUGAUUUGAAUACACAUUGGGAAAAAUUAUCAGAAGAAACGAUACUAAUGCGCGCCCAACUAACCACCGAGAAAGAUAAUAUGCAAGUGGAGCUGAAUUCGCUACAACAAAAGCUCACUGAAAUGGAUGACAUACGUUUGGAACGUACAGAACUGGCGAAAAAACUGAGCGAAAUGAAACGCAAGUUGCAAGAAGCUGAGACGAAACAGAAUAAAAACGGCGCUUCUGAACAUGAGAAGACAAUGCUGAAAAAUAAAUUGGCAGAGAAGGAACUAGAAUAUGAUCGUUUGCGCCGAGAAAAUGAGAUGAAUAUAGAUUUAGUAUUUCAGUUACGUAAGGAAAAUGAUGAUUUAAGUAGUAAACUAAAUGAUUUUAAUCGCAUCGAGCAAGCGCAGUAUUCGAUUAAUGAGCAUAGUAGUAGCUUGCAGGCCGAAAUUAAAACACUGAAAACGAAGUUACAGAACUCGGAAUUACAGCUCAAAUCCGAUGUGGCAUCCACACGUCUGCGUUAUGAGCAACAAGUCAAGAAUUUGAGUGCCGAACUGACUUCCAUGCAGCGCCAAUGUGAGAAGUUCAAAAAGGAUCGCGAUGCCUUCAAACAAAUGUUGGAAUCCGCACAGAAAAAGAUCGGCGAACUGAAAUCGAACACAGGGCGUCAGAGUCGCAGUUCAAUGCAUAGCAGUGAUGAUGAUGAUAAGAGUAAAAUUGCAUAUCUUGAACAACAGAUCGGCUGCCUGGAGGAUCAGUUAGUUGAAGCACGUCUCGAGGUGAGCAAAGUAAAGACAGAGCUUGUAUCGGAGCGCAGUGCAAAUGAAAUAAAAAUAUCUGAGAUGCAAUCCAAACUCAAUGAAUUCGAGGAAGAUCGUGUCAUUGGUUCAGGACGUACAAAAAUACCAGGUAUGAAAACGAAAUUAGAACUCUCAUGGCAAAAGGAGCGUGAAGAUCAACAGCGCCUGCUGCAAGAAACCUCAACUUUAGCACGCGAUUUACGGCAAACGCUCUUUGAAGUUGAGCGUGAACGGGAUAAGGAGCGACUGGAAUCAAAGCGCCGUUUAGAUCAAUUGAAACGCUCAACCGAAGAGGAGAUGGAGGAGGGUCGACGAAAGAUCGCCGAGUUACAAUGUGACUUGCUCGAAUUACGUGAUGUGCACGCCAAACUACGCACAUCUAAUGAAAAAUUGCGACGCGAGCGUGAGCGCUACGAAAAGGAGUUGGUGAAACGACGCAUGGAACAAGAUGGUGGUGAGCGUAAAGUAGGCGCAUUGUUGCAAACCGUCGAUGAAUUAGUAAAAAUAGCGCCAGAUUUGAAGAUGGCAACAACAAGCAGUCGCUCCACAUCGAGCAGUGGCAACACAUUGCGACCGGAUGCAGCAGGUACAGCGCGACAACGUAGUCGCAGUCCAUCGCCCAGUAGUGCGCUUAAUAACUCACAAAUAACUAAUGUGCUGGCGCGUUUGGCUGAGGCAUCUGAGGAGUUGCGCAAAUUCCAGCGUCUAAGUGAAGAUGAAAACGAGCGAACGCGUAUGAGGCGUAGUAAUUUGCGACGUGCAGCAUCGCAGGAAAACGAUCCACAUGGCAGUCAAAGUUCAGUUGCAAGCGCUGUAGGCUCCACAAGGAAUGGUUCCAAGCUAUCGCGCUCGUCAGGGCAUAAUGGUAGCUUAAUAAGAAAGAGUCUGUCGCUGGAUCAUUCAAUACAGAAGGAUCAGAAUAUUUGGCGUCAGGAUGACGGCAGCGUUUCAUCAAUGCAGUCCAUUGAUUCUGAAUUGGGUGGCAUGGUGCGUGAUAGCAGUUUCGAUUCGCGUUUAUCUGGUGGCUCAACACAGAGUGACAUACCGCGCGGUCCGCGUAAGAAAAAGAAAAGCUUGAUGGGCAAACUGCGUAGUCUAACAAAGAGUAGUCGUAAUUCCGAGAGUGAAGUGUCGAUUCAAGGAUCUGACUCUGAUAUUAGUGUGGCCAGUGAUAUGCGCGCCAGCAAAAAAGACUUACGUGGUCGUUUAUCAGGUAUGUUUAAGCGUGCGGGUUCAACAUCACGUAGUGAGAGCACCGAACGCAUGGCGGCCGAAAAUCGUCCGGUGGCAGUAAUAGUGGUUGGAGAUGAGAAUGGUCCACAGCCACGUGAUCCACCGCCAGCAAAUGCUGCCACAGCGAAGCCAAUUCGUGCUGCGAUAAAACCACCGACGCCCACAACGCCGCUGACUAAACGACGUACCGCCAAGUAGAUGCACCAUUUUCUAUAUAUUGUAUUAGAAACUCGUUCCAUGCCACGGUAUUUCUUGUCCUACAUCCAUACAUAUUCUUACAUAGUACAUGCAUACAUACAUGAACUGUUUUCAUUAUUUGAUAUGUUAGUAGAGAGAGCGCUACUUUUUGCUGCGUAUAAGAGUCGGUGUCGAAUACGUCGGACAAGCGGAUAUAAUUCCAUUUGUAAUGGUUACAGGGCUUGCUGCGCAGCGUCCGACUCAUUUUUAAAAUAUUAUAAAUUGUAAAAAAAGUUUCUAUUAAUUUUAUUUAUUACAAAUAUUCAUUUUCUUAAUAUAUAAUAUCAUAAUGUUUAUGUCAUAAUACAAAAUCAUUAUAUUAGCCAAUAUGAAUCCAUAAAAUUACUGAAUUUUACUUUAUGUCCUGCUAAUGAUUAGAUUAAAUGAGGUACGCUUACAGCUAGCUGGCUUUAAGUUUUAA
Messenger RNA from Bactrocera oleae (olive fruit fly), 7376 nucleotides. RefSeq lists its product as uncharacterized. The record is from RefSeq and is a predicted model, not a curated record. NCBI's taxonomy places the organism in Eukaryota, Metazoa, Arthropoda, Insecta, Diptera, Tephritidae.